Molecule: messenger RNA, 1967 nt
Organism: Calypte anna (Anna's hummingbird)
Lineage: Eukaryota; Metazoa; Chordata; Aves; Apodiformes; Trochilidae
Gene: ZBTB48
Product: zinc finger and BTB domain containing 48
Biological process (GO): regulation of transcription by RNA polymerase II
Cellular component (GO): nucleus
Molecular function (GO): DNA-binding transcription factor activity, RNA polymerase II-specific; protein binding; RNA polymerase II cis-regulatory region sequence-specific DNA binding
Source: RefSeq, a predicted model, not a curated record
CACAUCCGGCGCUGCCAAGAUGGCGGCGACGCGGCCUUCCCGGUAACGGAGCGGCCAUGGCGGCAGCGGCGGCUCACAGCGUCCGCGUCCUGCGGGAGCUGAACCGGCAGCGCGCGGCCGGGCAGUUCUGCGACGCGACGUUGGGAGUAGGCGGGAGGGAGUUCCGCGCCCACUGGCCGGUGCUGGCCAGCUGCUCCCGCUUCUUCCGAGCCCGCGGCCCCGGCGGGCCGGUGGCGCUGCCCGAGGGCCUGGCCGACACCUUCCAGCUCCUCCUCGACUUCUUCUACACCGGCCGCCUGGCGCUCACCUCACACAACCGCGCCCGCCUCUUGGCCGCCGCCGAGCAGCUGGGCGUACCCGACGCCGUGGCUCUCUGCCGCGCCUUCCGUCCCGCCGGGCCCCGCCAGCGGCCCCGCCGACCCGCCCCGGGGGACACGGAGAGCGCGGCCCCCCCGCAGCCCGGCGGCCCGGCGGUGCGUGUGGGACGCGAAGGGGGGCGGGACGGGGACGGCCGGUGGGGGUGACGGCCGCCUGUUCCCUCGCAGGCCACCCCCCCGGUCCCGGAGGAGGCGGCGGCGGGAGGCGGCGGGCGGGGGGACAGCAGCGCCGAGCCCUUUCCUGAGAAAAAGGCCCUACGGAGCAAAAAGAAAUCCCCCCCGGGGAAGGUGCCCGGGACACCGGGGAGCAGAAAAGGUACAGCGGUGCCGGUCGAGUGCCCCACAUGUCAUAAAACCUUCCUCAGCAAAUAUUACCUUAAAGUGCACAACAGGAAACACACUGGAGAAAAGCCAUUUGAAUGCUCCAAAUGUGGCAAGUGCUAUUUUAGAAAAGAGAAUCUCUUGGAACAUGAAGCCAGGAAUUGCAUGAACCGCUCGGAGCAGAUUUUCACAUGCUCAGUUUGCCAGGAGGUGUUCAAGAAGAGAAUGGAGCUGCGGCUGCACAUGGUGUCACACACCGGGGAGAUGCCCUACAAGUGCUCCUCCUGUGCCCAGCAGUUCAUGCAGAAGAAGGACCUGCAGAGCCACAUGAUCAAACUCCACGGUGCACCGAAGCCCCACGCGUGCUCCACCUGCUCCAAGUGCUUUCUGUCUCGGACAGAGCUGCGCCUGCAUGAGGCCUUCAAGCACCGGGGAGAGAAGCUCUUUGUCUGUGAGGAGUGUGGGCACAGGGCCUCGAGUCGCAACGGCCUGCAGAUGCACAUCAAGGCCAAGCACAGGAAUGAACGGCCUUAUGUUUGUGAGUUCUGCCACCAUGCCUUCACCCAGAAAGCCAACCUCAACAUGCACCUGCGCACACACACCGGCGAGAAGCCCUUCCAGUGCCACCUCUGCGGCAAGACCUUCCGGACACAAGCGAGCCUGGACAAGCACAACCGGACCCACACCGGGGAGCGUCCCUUCAGCUGCGAGUUCUGCGAGCAGCGCUUCACGGAGAAGGGGCCCCUGCUGAGGCACGUUGCCAGCCGGCACCAGGAGGGGAGGCCCCACUUCUGCCAGAUCUGUGGGAAAACCUUCAAAGCUGUAGAGCAGCUGCGCGUCCACGUCCGCCGGCACAAGGGCGUGAGGAAGUUCGAGUGCACCGAGUGUGGUUACAAGUUCACGCGGCAGGCUCACCUGAGGCGCCACAUGGAGAUCCAUGACCGUGUGGAGAACUACAACCCCCGGCAGCGGAAGCUGCGGAACCUGAUCAUUGAGGAUGAGAAGGCUGUGGUGGUGGCCCUGCAGCCACCUCCAGAGAUGGAGGUGGGCUCAGCUGAGGUGAUCGUGGAGUCCCUGUCCCGUGGCUCCCUGCCCGAGGAGGUCCCUGUGCAGAGACUCUGCUCAAAUGAGAAUUUCUCUACAGCGGAGGUGAUCGAGCAGUCGCUGAUUAUAAACACAACAAUUCCUGAAGACUGUGAAACGUAGCAUGACCGCCUGUGCGCGUCCUUCCUACCAAAACACAAUAAAGUGUUAGGCUGGAGCCACUCU